CCGUCCAAGAUCGAAGAUGGCACACGAGCACAGUAGUCCCCAUGAGUUUGUGCGACUACCUAUGAACGAGGGUAGUAGCCCUGUCGUCAAUUCCGACGGGCCCCAGGAGUUGCCGCAGGACAUCAAGCUUGUUGUACAGAACGGCAACGAGACCAUCCAGAUCCUUCUCAAAGGGCACGUGAUUGUACGUAGCAGCGGUCGUCCUCAAAACAACGGCGGCGAUGCGGCAGGACAGGGCACGGCCACGAUCGGGCAGCAGGCCGCCGCCGACUCCGCCGACGCUGAUUCCCUGCAGAACAUGAGCGGGUGGCUGAUGGCAGCGGCCACCCUCUUCCUCGGCAUGGCCUACCAGGCGGCGACCAAGCCGCCAGCCUGGAUGCCCAGCGCCAAGGACGCGUUCGACGUGGUCUUCUUCGGUAAGCAGGGGGACCCAUCUGGUUCCGUCACCAAGAAACUAGCUCAGAGGGCGCUAGGGCACCUGCUCCUGAACACGAUGGCUUACGGGAUAUCACUGGCGCUGGUGGUUUUGCUGCCGACGAUGAACAAGGCAACGCCUGGGCUCCCGCAGCUCGUAACCUAUUUGGUCGUGACGCUCGCCGCCGUCGUCACCGCCAACAUGUGUAACGCCAUCUCCGAGGACAUUCUCGUCGGGAAUGUGGUUUUUGGCGUCAUAAUGGUCUAUGGCCUUGGCCCAGUCAUCUUUAUCGUCUUGUACGCUCCUAUUCUCGUCCCAAGAAUCCGCAGCCUGCUGGCCUGUCUUCUCGCACCACGUCGACCGGCUGCCAUUCAUUCCUGGCUGCUUGACCGGCAGCAGCAGGUCUUGCCUUAACUCAAAUCAUUUUUGUUUGGCAGUCUGGCAAUUAUUUUCACAUGUAACCUAUAUUUUCUUGUGCACAAGAAAACUCCUGGAAUGUAAGGUAUUAUUUUCCACA
This is a messenger RNA of Panicum hallii, 932 nucleotides long. RefSeq lists its product as uncharacterized. The transcript is spliced from 2 exons. The coding region runs from base 17 to 829 and encodes 270 amino acids. NCBI's taxonomy places the organism in Eukaryota, Viridiplantae, Streptophyta, Magnoliopsida, Poales, Poaceae. The record is from RefSeq and is a predicted model, not a curated record.